AUGGCUGAUUAUAGUAGUAAUGAAGAGGAAACUCCAAAGGAAGAAAAGAAAAUCUCUAAAUUGGAAGAUAUGCAAAGCCCAUUUGAUUAUAAAAGAUUUUUUCGUAAGUACACAAUCUUUGCUCCCUUUAUUCUUGUGUACUUUACCUUAAUGUUUUUUGUUAAUUCGACUGUGCAAAAUGGUACAAUGUUAUUAAAUUCUAUAAAGGAGAAUGCCAACUCGAAACUUCCUGCUUUAUUAUGGAAUAAAAUAAUAGGGAAGGGAAAUGAUAAUGAAGUAAAUUUUGAAGAUAAGAAAAUGAUAGAAGGUAACAAAUCUGGUAAUGGAGAAGAGCACAAUAAACAUAAAAGAAGACAAGUAGACAAUCAAGAAGAUGAUUAUGAUGUUGAUGAAUAUGGAAAUCCAAAAUCGGGUGCUCCAUACAAGAGCGAAGAAGAACAUGCAGAACAACAAAAUUAUUAUGGAGAACAUCACGGAGAUUAUGAAGACAAAAACGAAUAUCAUGGAAAAUCCAAUAUAGAAAAUAAUAAAGAUUUUCCAGAACAGGGACAAAAAGACGAAGAAAAAGAAAAAGAAGCAAAAAAAAAAGCGGAAGAAUUUGAAAAAAGAAAACAACUACAUGAAGAAGAAAAAAGAAAAGCUAGAGAAACACAACAAGCCUUACAUAAAAAAUUACAAGAACAAUUACAACGAUUAAAAGAACAAGAAAAAAAGAAAGUGGAACACCAAAAGUUAAUACAUAAAAUUAAAACACAAGGUGAUGUAGAUCCAGCAGUGCAAAAAGUACUUAACAAGUAUAAUCAAAAAGAAAAAGAUGAAGAACAACAGAUACUUAAAAUAAGAGACUUACAAGUACAAUUACGUCAUAUCCAACAAAGAAUUCAAAGUCUAAAAUCUACUAAUAAUGGCCAACCAAAAACAAAAGAUGAAUAUUUACAAUUAAAAGAUCUACAAAAAGAAUAUUAUGAUAAAGAACAAGAUGAACAAAAUAUGAUAGAACACUUAGAACACUUACAAGGAGAAAUGCAAUACUUAUAUGAAGAAUUACAAAUUGUAUAUGAUGAAAACCAAGCAAAAACGGCGCAAGCAAAAGAUGAACAACAUGAAUUGAAACCACAAGCUGAAAAAGAUGCAUCAAAACUAACAACAACAUAUGAUCAAACAAAAGAAGUAAAACCACAAGCUGAAAAAGAUGCAUCAAAACUAACAACAACAUAUGAUCAAACAAAAGAAGUAAAACCACAAGCUGAAAAAGAUGCAUCAAAACUAACAACAACAUAUGAUCAAACAAAAGAAGUAAAACCACAAGCUGAAAAAGACGCAUUAGCAAAAACAGAAAAUCAAAAUGGAGAAUUAUUGCCUCAAGCUGAAAAAGAUGCAUCAAAACUAACAACAACAUAUGAUCAAACAAAAGAAGUAAAACCACAAGCUGAAAAAGACGCAUUAGCAAAAACAGAAAAUCAAAAUGGAGAAUUAUUGCCUCAAGCUGAAAAAGAUGCAUCAAAACUAACAACAACAUAUGAUCAAACAAAGGAAGUAAAACCACAAGCUGAAAAAGACGCAUUAGCAAAAACAGAAAAUCAAAAUGGAGAAUUAUUGCCUCAAGCUGAAAAAGAUGCAUCAAAACUAACAACAACAUAUGAUCAAACAAAGGAAGUAAAACCACAAGCUGAAAAAGACGCAUUAGCAAAAACAGAAAAUCAAAGUGGAGAAUUACUUACUCAAGCUGAAAAAGAUGCAUUAGCAAAAAAAGAAUCUGAAGCUCCAAAAGGUUCAUCAACAUCAGAUAAAAACACAACGGAAAACCAAUUAAAUGCAGAAGCACAAUCAGAAGUAAAACCACAAUGGCAAAAAGACUAUUGGAAAUCAAAAAAUGAGUCACAAACAGAAACAAAUAAUACAUGGAAAAAAGAUUCAUGGAAAAAAAAAACAGAAGAACAACAAAAUGCAGAAGCUCAACAAGAAGUAAAAUCACCAUAUGAAAAAUAUUCAUAUAAUAAAGAAACUAAACCACAAAAUGAUAAAUACACAUUAAACAAAGAAGUAAAACCACAAAAUGAAAAAUACACAUACAAUCAAAAAGUAAAAGCUGAAAAUACUGAAUCAGAAAAAUCAUUACUAGAAAGUUCUGUAUUUAAUUAA
This is a messenger RNA of Plasmodium falciparum 3D7, 2142 nucleotides long. RefSeq names its product ring-exported protein 1 (gene REX1). The record is from RefSeq and is a predicted model, not a curated record. NCBI's taxonomy places the organism in Eukaryota, Apicomplexa, Aconoidasida, Haemosporida, Plasmodiidae.